CGAUCGAUUUUCAACUAGAUUUUCCAUACAGAACAACCAAAUUAACUAAAAGUUAACAUAGGAUAUAGUCAUUUUCAAGUCAGAUACUAGUAUGUAUUGUAUAACAUAAUCACUGUAUACUAAUGACGGAAUUUGAUAUAGCUAGAACAGGAAAUAGAUUUUAACUGUUCUAAAUAGAUUAGAGCUAUAUCUAUAUACAAGUAUAAGGUCACGCGUGAUAAGAAAAAAAGAUGGUUUAUAAUACAUGACAUAGCGAACAGUGACUCGGAUUGAAAAUUACAACUGUCAAGUGACACGUACACUAACGGCUGAGCCCACAGGCAGCUGUUGUUUUAUUCAAAGUCAAAGGGAAAACCAAUUACUUUCUUGUAAACAUACAUUUAUAUAUAAUGCGGAUGGAUAAUAUCUACGCGCCAUAUUUAUUUUAAUCACUGUGAAGGCAUACUACGAAUACGGUGUAUGUGUACUUUUGAGGAGUAGAAUGAUAAAUGUGUUAAAUGUGAGUGGCCUUGCGAAUGUCAUUGAAAACGAAAAUAUUUUAGGUAACAGUUAAUCGCAGGAUGGCGACAUUUGUCGGGAUAGGUUGUAUGUCUGGAUCGUCCCUAGAUGGUUUGGAUAUUUGCUGCGUUGAGUUCACGGGUGACGUCUGCUCCGAUUUGUGGGGCUAUCGUAUACUGACUGCCGAGACUGUACCAUAUACCACAGAGUGGACUGACAGGCUUAGAGAUGCUGCAAAACUUUCAGGCGCGGAUCUCAUUAAACUGCACGUGGAUUACGGGCAAUUUGUUGGGCGAACUGUAUCAGAAUUUAUAGAAAAGAACAAUUUAGCGAACGUUCAGUUUGUUUCAUCACACGGACAUUCAGUUUUCCAUCAGCCUACUGACGGAUUUACUUUUCAACUUGGUGAUGGGCAGACGACAUCAACGCAUUUUACAAUUCCAUAUGUCUGCGACUUUCGUACCAAAGAUGUUUGUCUUGGUGGUCAAGGGGCACCACUUGUCCCGUGCGGAGAACGUUUCUUAUUUACAAACAAUGAGAUGUGUGUCAAUUUAGGAGGAAUAGCAAAUAUCGGUAUCAAAGGACACAGCGGUUACGACGUUUCCACGUGCAAUAUCGUGCUUAACCGUCUCGCUUCGCAGAUAAAUGGCAAAUUCCUUUUUGACAAAGACGGUCAGCUAGCACGGAGUGGAGAAGUUGUUGGUGAGGUUCUUGAAAAACUGAAUGACUUGUCCUAUUUCAGACAGCCGCCUCCAAAAUCUCUGUGGAGAGAUUACAUUGAAAAAGAAGUAUAUCCGCUAUUAAAUAGGGAGCAAUACAAAAUAGAAGAUUUGUUGCGCACAUGCACAGAACACGUGGCAUUAAAGGUUGCCGAAGCAUGCAUUGAUGCCAAAGAGCUAAUGCCUAACAACGUCAGCGUCCCAAGCGUUCUUUUUACAGGAGGAGGAGCGCUGAAUAAAUUUCUAAUUGAAUUAAUCAACGAAAAGUUAGAGGGUAAAGGGUUUAAAGUGGAAAAAGCAGAUGAGGAUACGAUCAAUUUCAAAGAGGCGCUAAUAUUCGCUUUCCUUGGAUUAAGGUGCUUGCUUGGCGAGGAAAAUGUAUUCCGAGAAAUAACAGGUUCCUCAAGUGACACCAUUUCCGGCAGUAUUCAUAGACCGCUGCCAACUCGCACUGCUAAACCGAUCAGUCUGCUGAAUGCGAGAUAAUCGUGCAGUUUACACGUGAUGAGUUACCUUUCACAUAAACAACGUUGCUGUAAAUGCGUUAUAAGUAUGUAAUCGGAAAUCACUCAAAUUUAAGUUACAGAUUCUUAGUAAAAUAUUCAAGUGAAAUUAUUGUGGCAUAUUUCUUACAGAAAUAUAGUACCCAAAUAUUAGUCAAAUAUAGACAAUUUCAACGGUGUCUUCUCAUUUCUUAAAACUUAUACGCAUGUAUAUAAAAGUAGUUUAAAUAGAGGUGCGCGGUAUUACCGGUAUACCGGUAACCGUGGUAUCAUCUUUCCGUGGUACGAUACCGCGGUACCAUCGGGGAAUACCGGUAUUUUAACAACAUUAUCCCUACUUCUGUUUAUUUUUAAUUUACAUUGUGUAUAUAGCCUUCCGUAACAGCAAUUGACACCAUGAAUGAUUUUCCGAUUUAUAUCUCUGGAAUUCCCAUGCUACUAUUAUUAGUUUCCAAAAAUAACCACCCAAUGGUGCAAUUAAACAUGAAUGAUCGACCGCGUGAUCCCCAAUCAAAACCUUCGAAAACCUCCAAAUUAUUCCGUAUAGAUGAAUGACGUCAUGGGCGCACUUGUUUUUACUUUGAGUCUGGUAAAUUCGGCGAGUCCCGACUUCUUGUAUUAUUUGCACUUAUUAAAAAAGAAAUAAAUAGAAUGGAAAAUGUUGA
This is a messenger RNA of Mercenaria mercenaria, 2385 nucleotides long. RefSeq names its product anhydro-N-acetylmuramic acid kinase-like. Bases 561 to 1703 code for a protein of 380 amino acids. Gene Ontology annotation, molecular function: ATP binding; phosphotransferase activity, alcohol group as acceptor. NCBI's taxonomy places the organism in Eukaryota, Metazoa, Mollusca, Bivalvia, Venerida, Veneridae. Gene Ontology annotation, biological process: amino sugar metabolic process; peptidoglycan turnover. The record is from RefSeq and is a predicted model, not a curated record. The transcript has 2 exons.